AUUCAUACCACCAGUUAACGCGUACCAUCGUCAGCUCGACCUUUGAUACAAGAUGUCGAUAAUGGAAUACAACGGUGGCUCCGUCAUAGCCAUGGUCGGGAAGGAUUGCGUUGCGAUUGCCUCAGACUUGCGGUUUGGAAACCAGGCUCUGGGUAUCGCAUCUAAUUUCCAGAGAAUCUUCCCUGUGACUGAUAGAACCUACGUUGGCUUGGCUGGACUGGGUACUGACGUGACUACUCUUCGAGAACGCUUUCGCUAUCGUGUCAACAUGUACACGAUCAAGGAGGAAAGGGACAUUGAACCUCAGACCUUUGCUCACCUUGUUUCCUCCACCCUCUACGAACACCGCUUCGGACCGUAUUUCGUCGAGCCUGUUAUAGCCGGGCUGGAGAAUACUUCAUCGGGCUCCAAACCAUUUAUUGCGGCAGCAGACCUUAUCGGCUGCCUCAAUUUUGCCAAAGAUUUCGUAGUUGCUGGAACUGCGAGCUCCAAACUUUAUGGUCUGGCAGAGGGACUAUGGGAACCUGACUUGGGACCUGAAGAUCUCUUUGAGACUAUUUCACAAACACUCUUGAACGGUGUUGACAGGGACGCGUUCUCUGGCUGGGGUGCGGUUGUACAUGUCAUUACCAAAGAUCGCGUCGUAACACGUACGUUGAAAGGCAGGAUGGAUUAGGCAGCAGCUUUGUACGGACUUGUCCAAUUAUCAGAGUCCCUGUACCAAUUAUAGCCAAUACACAUCAUACGAGAUGGGAUGAAACCAAGGCCC
Messenger RNA from Pisolithus orientalis, 769 nucleotides. Its product is annotated as 20S proteasome subunit beta 3. Gene Ontology annotation, cellular component: proteasome core complex; proteasome core complex, beta-subunit complex. Gene Ontology annotation, biological process: proteasome-mediated ubiquitin-dependent protein catabolic process. The transcript has 5 exons. Bases 53 to 676 code for a protein of 207 amino acids. The record is from RefSeq and is a predicted model, not a curated record. NCBI's taxonomy places the organism in Eukaryota, Fungi, Basidiomycota, Agaricomycetes, Boletales, Pisolithaceae.